Messenger RNA from Durio zibethinus, 2832 nucleotides. Lineage: Eukaryota; Viridiplantae; Streptophyta; Magnoliopsida; Malvales; Malvaceae. The record is from RefSeq and is a predicted model, not a curated record.
CCAAACACAACUUUCAAUUCAAAAAUCAAAAAUCAAAAUCUUAAGCAAAAUCAAUGAGAAUGAAAUUGAAGAUCAAAUUAUCGCAGAAAAAAAAGAUGGAACCAGUACCACUCUCUGCGACGUCGACGUUCAUCAAGAAGAAACUCCGUUCGAAGCAACCUCGCAGAAGACGUUCUCAAAUCGCUCCAUUUGUUCUCCAAAAGCAAACGACUGAUCUCUCCGUUGAUUCCAGUUCCCGUUCUUACUUCAGCGCUAAUGAAGUUUCUUGCGAUUCAAGUAGAGUUUCAAAUCCGAAGAAGAGGAAGUUCGGUGAAAUCCAAGGUGGCUAUAUUGGAGCUAAGAAGAAUCAAGGAAAUCAAGGAAUUGGAGACUCACAGUUUAGGAGGAUCACGAGAUCGUAUUACAAGAAGGAAAGAGAAGUGAAAGGAAAUGAAGUUGAAUUGAGUGAAUCUUCCUGCGUUGAAUCCAAUUCUGGUGCUGAUUUUCGUUUUUUUAGUGAACGAAGUUCUAAGUUGAAGAAAGCAAGCAAUAAUUUGAAGAAAAUUGAGAAAAACAACGCGGUUCCGGUUUCUCUCCGAGCGGCUACGCGAUCGGAUAUUUCCUGCGUCGAGCCGACUCCUCAUGAAAUCUCAAAACUCUCGUCGGAGAAUAAAGAGAACGACGUCAUUUCGGUGACUUCCGGCUAUGAUUACUGCUCAACUUCUAAAUUUGACACUGCAACCAAAGAGAAUGUAAACGACGUCGUGGACGCCAAUUUCACCGUUUCGAACUCGGAGUCUAUUGUGGACCAAAAGCCAAAGAGCUCCGGUUUAGAUUCUCCACAUCUCGCUUGCGACGAAAAGUUCUCAUUGGAGGAAGUCGUUUCUGAUUACUCAUCGAGUCACGAGACUGUGUUUACUGAGCUGCAACCUGAUAUUUUCCCCGAAACUUCGGAUUUGGAUUUCUCAGAUUACACUUCUUCUCUUUUCUAUGAUUCCGGAAGCCAAUUCUCUGAGAAAUCGACCAAUGACUCUCCCACUUCAUUCACUUACUCUCAUUUUCUCGAGUUCAAACAACAAUUCUCCAGAUCAACCUCUCCUUUAGAUCCUGAAUUUGCUUCACGCGCUGAAGAUGAGCGUCAACUUAAUCCUGCAGUGGUGAGAUUUGAAGAUGAGGAAGACGAGGAGAGUUAUAAGAGUUUGAGGGAGAGAGAGAGACGGCAAGUGUUUUUGCGUGAUUAUGCCGAGGAAUACCGAUUCACGACUGACUACGGCGAUCUUAUUCUCCGGCAACGUUCUUUCAUGGUCCGCUGGAUCGUUGAGCAAUGUACUGCAAAGGAGUUUCAGCAGGAGACAAUAUUCCUUGGAGUUUCAUUGCUUGACAGAUUCCUAAGCAAAGGAUUCUUCAGAAAUACAAGGAGUCUUCAGAUCACUGGAAUAGCCUGUCUUGCAUUGGCAACCAGAAUUGAAGAAAAUCAGCCUUACAACAGUGUGCGGCAAAAGAAUUUUUACAUUGGAAGUAACACGUACAGCAGAAAUGAAGUGGUGGCCAUGGAAUGGCUGGUGAUGGAGGUUCUCAACUUCCAAUGUUUCCUGCCUACCAUCUAUAACUUCUUGUGGUUCUAUCUCAAAGCAGCCAAGGCAGACGCAGAUGUAGAAAAGAGGGCCAAGUAUCUGGCAGUGCUUGCAUUGUCAGACCAUGAACAGCUACGUUAUUGGCCAUCCACUGUUGCGGCUGGGGUUGUCAUCAUGGCUUCCAUGGAUGGCAAUCAACAUGGAUUGUACCACCAAGUCAUUGAGGUAAAAAUAUAUUACACUCACCAUCAUUAAAGGCUGUAGAAGGAUGUAGAAGCUUCAAUGGCCACAUCAAACAGAGAUAGCUAGGCAGAUAAUUAUUGGCAUUCGUCAAUUACCUUAUGCAGAUAAUUAUACACUGAUCAUUCUUAUAUAUCCUCGAAAAAUAAAAAAUAUCUUCAGAAUGUUUUGUAGGGGCUUGCUCUAAUCUAUAUUCUGAUGUUGUCAGAAAAAAGUCUACUAGAUUCUCACAACUUUAUCUGUUUUUGCAGAUUCAUAUGAGAACCAAAGAUAAUGAUUUGCCCGAAUGCAUGAUGGUAUGACUCCUACACAAGGGAAUAUUACUAUAAAAUAAUCUUCUUUUGCAUCGUUAUUUUCCUUCUAAUGCCUAAUAUGUCGCUGAUUCAUAAUCAUUUACCCUUCUAUCCUUGAGCCUGCUUCAUAUUUAUCAUUGAUUCAUUACAUUAAGUUCACUGAUAAUGUUGAAUAAACAGAGCUUGGACUGGUUGGUACAGUAUAUAAGCUAGCAUAGUGGCAAAGAAAGGAACCUGAACAUUUACCAUUACCACGCUUUCUCCAUCACAAGCAUUUGGUUGAGAGGUGGGUGCCAGACCUCGGCAGAGCCUGAUCAAACCACCGGGUACCGGUAACUGAAUUCCCUCCCCCCCCGCGAAAAAAAAGACAAUUGAAACAGUAUUCAUUUCCAACUUAAUGUCUAAGGACAUCUGUUGUAAGCUGUUCAUAAUUGCAGUCGAAGCUCAUGUGAAGUAGAAUAUACACAACCAUAUUUUUUGCAUGUGCAAAAUCUGCAAGUAUAGUCCUAUGUUAAAAAGUUUUGUUACUUACCAUACACGAUGUAAUGACAGAAUUCUAUAGCUGUAGAAAUAAGAAUAUGCCUUGUUUUUUUUCUUGGUGUUUCCUCUUAUGUUCUUAAGUUAGUGUAAUACUAAAUAGUUCAAAAAAAGUAUUGAAGUCUUGCUAAAAUAUACUUCAGACAUUAGCUAUUAAAUAGAUCUAAUAAUUUUAAACACGACAAAUAAUACGACAUAAAAACAAUAUG